GUGGCGGCUGUGGCAGUAGCGGCAGCGGCGGCGGCGGCGACGCGUCCGGGCAGGGCUGAGCCUCCCGCUGUCCAGCACGCCUGGGAUGGGUAAUGGUGUGCAGGAAGGUCCAGUGCGCCUGCGAGAAGAUGCCGAAGCCGUCCUGGCUGGGGCCGUCUCCUCAAAGAGAGACCACAGGCAAGUGCUCAGCUCCCUGCUGUCUGGAGCCCUGGCCGGUGCACUCGCCAAGACAGCAGUAGCCCCCCUGGACCGGACCAAGAUCAUCUUCCAAGUGUCUUCAAAAAGAUUUUCUGCCAAGGAGGCCUUCCGGCUCCUCUACUUCACCUACCUCAACGAGGGCUUCCUCAGCCUAUGGCGUGGGAACUCGGCCACCAUGGUGCGAGUGAUUCCUUAUGCAGCCAUCCAGUUCAGCGCACACGAGGAAUACAAGCGCAUCCUGGGCCACUACUAUGGCUUUUGUGGAGAAGCCCUGCCCCCAUGGCCACGCCUCCUGGCUGGCGCCUUGGCAGGAACCACGGCGGCUUCCCUCACGUACCCUCUGGACCUGGUCAGAGCGAGGAUGGCUGUGACGCCCAAGGAGAUGUACAGCAACAUCUUUCAUGUCUUCGUCCGCAUCUCGAGAGAGGAAGGACUGAAGACCCUCUAUUUCGGGUUCACACCCACUGUGCUGGGUGUCAUUCCCUAUGCAGGACUCAGCUUCUUUACGUACGAGUCACUGAAGAGCCUGCACCGAGAGUACAGUGGCCGCCCGCAGCCCUACCCCUUUGAGCGCAUGGUCUUCGGGGCCUGUGCUGGCCUUAUCGGGCAGUCGGCCUCCUACCCUCUGGACGUGGUGCGGCGGCGCAUGCAGACAGCAGGUGUCACAGGCCACCAGCACGGCUCCAUCCUGAGCACGCUACGCUCCAUUGUACGUGAGGAGGGCGCAGUGCGGGGCCUCUACAAGGGCCUGAGCAUGAACUGGCUGAAGGGCCCGAUUGCCGUGGGAAUCAGCUUCACUACUUUUGACCUCAUGCAGAUCCUGCUGCACCGGCUGCAGAGCUAGGCUAACACAACAGUGGAUGGUGAGCUGUCAGAUCAAGGGUGUGCAGCUGUGUGCUGGCAGCCCUGUGGGACCUUGAGAAUGGGCAGGAGGGUGGGACCUGGCUUGGGGCUGUGGGGCCCAUAGCGAAGUGCUGGCCCUCAGGGUGUGACUUUGUGAUGAUGGAUCUUGGCUGUCCCCUCCCUUCAGUUCCUUGCUAGUGGCUGGUGAGUCUCCUGAGGCAUUACCCAAAGGCCCCAAUGGGUCCGUUGCACUUCCUGGCCCUGUGUCCUCUGACCUGCUGCUGAUUCUAGUGCCCAUUGGCACACUGGGCUCAGAGCCCAUCCCUUCUUGCAAUGACUGUGCCUGGCCUGCAGAUGUGAUGGCUAUUCCUUUAAAGUCACACACUGGAGGGUCACAGCUUGCUCAGUGGUGGUUGUACCUGUGUCCCCCAGACCUCCACCAUGCCCAUCCAUCCUCUCCCAGGUGACACAUGGCUGCUCUUGCUCACAUAGCUUUCUCCCCAGAGCACUGUGCCCAUCCCAUUCCCAAGGGCUGCACCUGACCCUUGCUGACUACCUGGCUUGUAACCUUUCCAGGAGGCCCUAUGGCCACCAGGCCGGGGGGGGGGGUCAAGUUUAGACCCCACUGGAGACACCCAUGUGGAUGUCUCCCAAAGCACACCAAUCAGGCUGUAUGCAGGCCCAAAGCCUUGCAUAUGCACAGCGCUCAUGGAGGUGGGGCUUAAGCUCUUGAAACUGCCUUCUGUGGGCCCAGUACCCACUGGGGCUGUCAUUCAGCCAAGCUACAUGAAGCCCCAAGAUGGGUGGCUUUUCCUGUGUGAAUGAGUACAGACGUAUCCAUGGCCUGGGGAGUAGGGAAAGGCCAGGGUAUCCAGGGACCACCAGCCAGCUGACUCAAGGAGAACCCCCUGGGGUUCCCUAGGUGUCACCGGAACCAUUGCCUUUCCUGGUAUCUGGGGUUCUUGAUUUAGGGUCUUUGAGACAGUCCUAGCCAGAAGCCCUGGCUAUCCUGUUCCUCAGUGUUAUUUGGGCUAGCCUCUAACUUACAGCGGUCCUCCUGCCUCUAGUUUCUAGUUUUCAACUUCUCCUGCCCAAGGUCUGCACAUAAAACCCCUCCCCUGUGCAAUGUGGCUCUGGCUGAGAGGUGGUUGUUGAUCCUUACAGCUGAUGGCAGCCGGGUCACAUGCAGGACCUGAGCAGGGUGGCAUUGGCAGUUCUUGCUGCAGUCUGUGCUCACUCUGUAUUUCUUACCUUGUGCCUGUGAUGCUCAGCCAUCUCUGCCUCCGUGAUGUUGAUGGGCUACCCCACCAUGUCCCAGGCAUCCCGGCAGCCUCUGGUGGCUGAGAGGCACUGUCCUCUUGUGAGUGUACCACCCACUCUGUUCUCUGCCUGGCCCCAUAUUGGGAUGGAGAGGCUGGAGGUGACUGAGGCUCCUGGGCCUCCCCAGCAGGUAGUACCAUGUAGAUGGUUGGCUCGAGCCCUGCAUCGGGCAACUGGCUGGGCAGAAGUGAGGGUGGCAUGGGUCCCUGAUCUUGCUUCCCCAUAUACUCCUCAGUAGCUCUGGCUUGGGGGCUCUCUGCCUCUGUGGCUGCCCUCCUCCAUGGUCACUGUCUAGUCUGGAGUUCUAUUUUGAUGCCAUGAAGACACUUUGUUUAUAUAUAAUGUUUAUAUAUUUUGAAGAUUGUGCCAACAGAGUAUAUUUAAUAAAAAUUU
Arvicanthis niloticus (Nile rat) is the source of this 2754-nucleotide messenger RNA. The record is from RefSeq and is a predicted model, not a curated record. Lineage: Eukaryota; Metazoa; Chordata; Mammalia; Rodentia; Muridae.